CUGGCAAUAUUGUCACACACCGCCCUCUCCUGCAACCUCAGCUGUUGGGGAUCUUGUAGGGUCGAAUACAGCCGAGUAUCUUUAUUUACGUUUGGUUGUACAUCAGUGCAGGAGGGAAUUGUUUUUAUCAAUGUGCCUUGUUUAGUAGAUACACGAUUUCUACAGUUUUUAGAGGGCUUGUGAGCACUCCACAGCUCUUGGCUAAUGGCGGAAGAUGUGGUCAGUGGCUUUGGGGUAACUAUGGCGGAGUACGACUACCAAGCGAGGUCAGAGUUGGACCUCCGCCGCCGUAGGAUGCUGGUCUGUGCGGGACUAAAACACGACGUAGGGCCUCUUAAAGCAGAUUUUUCAUUUAGCAAUGGGAACCAUUGGCUUAAUAGGAAUAUUGGAAAAAGUGUACUAAUGAUAAAAGAAAACCAGCAACCAUUAAUGUUUAAAAAUGAGAAUCUAAUACCUGCUGUCGUCCCAGAGGAGUCACAGAAUCCUCAGAUAAAGGAGGAAGAGGAAGAGCUGUGCAUUCAAGAAAACAUGGAUGGUGUCAUUGCUGUCACUGUUAAGAAAGAGGAAGUUGAGGAGAAUCAUAAGCUUUCACAUAGUUAUCAGUGUCACACUGUGGGGAACAGACAAGAGUGUGGUGGACCACCACAAAGACGUUUGAUGAUGAAAAAAAAGAAAAAACUCUCCAGUCAGCCAAGAGAAGAACAGAAACUGUUGGUGAAUGAAGAAGCGGCACCAAGCACCAAUCUAAGCCAAGAGAAGCCAGAAUAUCCUCUCAUCAACAAGGAAGAUGGAAAACUGUGUAUGAAACAGAAAGUAGCUGAUAUUGUUGCAGUGAUUGUAAAGACAGAAGAAGUUGAGGGGAGACCUGUGCCUCAACACCUUCAUUUGAGUGAUACUGUGGACAACAGAGUGCGUAGUGCAAUACCAGGACAAGCAGCAAACUCAAGUCCAAAUGAACAAGUUGGACAAUUUCUUGAAGAUGAGAGUGCUAAUUCUUCAGAGACUGAAGACAGUGCAGAUGAGUGGCACGAGUCCAAUGAGCCUCAAAGUUUAAAGACUUUAAUAAAUACAACACUCUCUAAUAACAAUGUUAGCAUUGUAGAGGACUGCAGUUGUUCAUUUUGUGGUAAAAGAUUUACCAAAAAAAGUAGCAUGAAGAGACAUGAGAAACUUCAUACAGGAGAGAAACCAUUUAGUUGUUUAGUAUGCGGUAAAAAAUUUAUCCGUGAGUAUGAAAUGAGGGCACAUGAAAAAAUUCAUACAGGUGAAAAACCAUUUAGUUGUUCUAAGUGUGGAAAGAAAUUCAUCAAAAAUAGUGAUCUAAAAAGACAUGAGAAAAAUCACACAGGGGAGAAGCCAUUUAGUUGCCCUGAGUGUGAAAAGAAAUUUGUCUAUGAGUAUGAAAUGAAGACCCAUGAAAAGAUUCAUACUGGUGAAAAACCAUUUAUUUGUUUACAGUGUGGUAAAAGUUUUAGUGAAAAGAAAAGACUGAAGUCACAUGAAAAGAAGCAUUCAGGAGAGAAACCAUUUAAUUGCUCAGAAUGUGGUAAACGCUUUGUACAGAAGAGUGACCUAACAAGACAUGAGAAAAUCCACAAGGGAGAGAAGCCAUUUAGCUGCUCUGAGUGUGGUAAAAGAUUUUUUUAUGAGUGUGAAAUGAGGUCACAUGAGAAAAUCCAUACAGGGGAGAAAUCAUUUAUUUGCCCCGAGUGUGGCAUGAGAUUUACUGAGAAGAAAAGAUUGAGGUCACAUGAAAAGGUACAUACAGGAGUAAAACCAUUUAGUUGCUCUGACUGCGGUAGAAAAUUCACCAGAGGUAGUAGUUUAAGGAGACAUGAAAAAAUGCAUACAAUACAAACACCAGUUAGUUGAUUUUAGUGUGGUCAAACAUAUAAUCCCAGAAAGAGACAAUUUUAUUCCUCUGACUGUAGGAAAAAGUUUAAAAUGACAUUUUGGGGACAUGAAAAAAAUCAUAACAGCACAAAUAAACCAUGAUUUCCAUGGUUAGCAUGCGCUUGUGUUCCAAUCCACAAUCUCUUUAUUUGGGAUAAAUGUACAUUGGUACCUUAAUAAACUACAAUUGUACAAAACCAUAAAACAUUGGACCAAAACUGACCUGUUGCUUUAAUGUCUUAUUACUUGGUGUUUGUUGCGUUGUAAAGAUAAUAGCUGAAAUAAUUGUCCAUAAUAAACAGAAGUGAUUUCUUGA
Molecule: messenger RNA, 2209 nt
Organism: Cynoglossus semilaevis (tongue sole)
Lineage: Eukaryota; Metazoa; Chordata; Actinopteri; Pleuronectiformes; Cynoglossidae
Product: zinc finger protein 510-like
Exons: 4
Coding region: 205-1872 (555 amino acids)
Biological process (GO): regulation of transcription by RNA polymerase II
Cellular component (GO): transcription regulator complex; chromatin; PcG protein complex
Molecular function (GO): DNA-binding transcription factor activity, RNA polymerase II-specific; RNA polymerase II cis-regulatory region sequence-specific DNA binding
Source: RefSeq, a predicted model, not a curated record